This is a messenger RNA of Paramisgurnus dabryanus, 5622 nucleotides long. The record is from RefSeq and is a predicted model, not a curated record. Lineage: Eukaryota; Metazoa; Chordata; Actinopteri; Cypriniformes; Cobitidae.
AUGCCGAUGAAUAAAAGAGCAGUUUGGGGAAUUUUGCUGAUGAGCUCAUUGAUUACAUUGAGUCAGUCGAGCAAACUGAACGUUCCCAAGCUGCUGCUUCCUCUCAGCACUCGCGUGCCUGUGAACAUCACACUGACAGCACAGAGUGGAUGCUACAAAUGGAUGUCCUCUAAGCCCGAGAGUGUCAGGGUGUAUCCUCUGUCUGCACUAAGCCCUCCAGAUCUACUGCCUGUGUCAUCGUGCAGUCAGCAGUGCAUGGUGUCCGCUCUGUCCUCUCCUCAGGCUAUUCCUAUCCAUAGUGUGGUUCAAGCACAGGACCUUGUGACAGGUCAUGUUCUGCGCUGUGAUGUCAUCGUUGAUCGUAUCCAAAGGAUUCAGAUUGUCACAACCACUAGACAUCUUUUUACUGAUGACCCACCCCUUCAAUUGUCUGUCCAGGCGUUUGACACCGAAGGAAAUACUUUCAGCUGUCUGGCUGGCUUGAAUUUUAAUUGGCGGCUGGCAAAGGAGUCUGAUGCAAUAGAGACAUUGAGGUUUGUACGGUACCAUGAUGCCGGUUAUGCUCCUCCACCUCAUAUCUUGUCUAUAGAGGAAGCUGGUCAGAGGGGUGACAGUGUCCUGCUGUAUGGGAUCCACAGCGGUUUGGCACAUAUAAAGGUUUCUCUUACACACCCUGAAUAUAAGCAUGUAGAAGCAGCCAGUGUGACUUUGUUUGUGAUCGAUCGACUACACCUGAGCCCAGCGGAGGACACAUAUCUGCUACAGGGCUCGACUAUCAAAUACAAUGUGUGGAAAACAGAGCAAGAGGGAGAAAUUGAGGUCACUCUGUCGGAGGAAGGAUACAGGCUGGCUGUGAAUGGGUACAGAGGCAGAAUGUAUUAUUGUGAUAUCAUCUGUGUUGACCAAGAGACAACUACCGUCACUGCCCUCAAGCUGGGUCAAGCGACACUGACCAUUUCACACAACAAUCUGCCAUCUGAAGUAAUGUCUCACCUCCCUCGCAUUACUGUAUACGUGGUGGAGCCCAGUUACAUGACUUUGGGUAUUAAGGAGGAAGAGGACAGAUGGGUUUUGGAGAGAGAGCGGCAGUAUUAUUUGACUGUCCGUAUCCAUGACAACGAGGGCCAUGUGGUUCACCUAUCACAGAAUGUGGUCAUUGUUUUGGAAGAGAGUGAUGGAUUACUGACGUUGGAUUCCACUUCUGACCCCUCCUGCCACCUCCUUACAACCCAUAGGACAGGAAAGACCUCAGUACAGGCCACACUUCAUAGCGUCAUCUCUGAGGAUGGUGAAGAGUGGCCCAUCAUCCCACCAAUUAGAGCACAACAGGAAGUGGAAAUCUACAACCCUCUUACCCUGCAGCCCUCUUUGAUUGUGUUUCCAUGGCAACCCCGCGAUAAGCUGUACCAGUACAGUAUUAAGGUGGAGGGAGGAAGUGGCUCCGUGAUAUGGGAAGUGUCUAAUAGUCAAAUUGCCACAGUUACUGUAAAAGGGGUGGUCCUAGCCGGAAAAAGGAGGGGUCAAACUGAAAUUCAAGCUUUGGAUUCCAAAAACCCAUUACAUAAAGUAGUCGGGAAGGUAAUGGUUGUGAGACCCAGCCGGUUGCAGCUGAUGCCGCAGCGGGGUGACUGCCGUGUAGGAGACUGGAUUGAGCUUCCCUUGGCUCUGUGGGGCAUCCAGGACCCCUCUGAUUUUUGCUCUCCUCAAUAUGAAGAGUCUUUCCUGAUGGAGGGAAAUUUUGUGCCGGUCACAGACUGCUCUGAGCUCUCGCUACACAUCCACACCGAACCUCCUGGCAUCUUCACACAUGAGCCAGGGUCUGUGUCUCCGGGUGUUGGGUAUUGUGGAGGGGUCCGUUUUAAAGCUAUUUCACAGGGUUAUGCUGUUGUUACCAUCACAGUGGAAACAGAGCGAUGCAACAUCAGUGAGAAGACAUCACUGAUGGCAUACAGCCCACUUAAAUCUCUUGCAUCUAAGGUUCUCCUGUCAGUGGGUGCAGCUCGUAUGGUUGUAUUUGAAGGGGGUCCUCAGCCCUGGCCCACGGCCCCCAUCCGUUUCUAUAGUUAUGUCGAGGCACAGCCAGCAGGGGGUGUUACCUUGGAGACAUUGAGUUCGGAAGAAGCAGGACCACUUCGACAUGCAUAUUGGGUCACGUGCGCCGCUCUGGGAGAACAGUGGUUGGUCUUUAGGUGCGGUAAUACUCCAGGUCCAUUAAACGAGAUGCCGGCCGUUGAGGAGAGCAGAGUUCAGGUUGCAUGCGGCGUACCUGCUGGUCUCUCUCUUACUCCUCUCUUGUGCACAGCCUCCUCACCAUCUUGCAUUCCUGGGUUCCCCAAUCACAGUUCCUGCCCUCAACAUCAGCACCCCUGUGGACCAUUAGCUGUGUCCAGCAGUAGGGAUGCUGCCUUGCAGUUGUCUUUAUUCAACCAGAAGGGGGAGCAGUUUGAUAAUUUCACUUCCUGUUCGGUAAAGUGGACCACCUCAGACCCUCGCCUUCUCUCAUUGCCACCUCAGUCUGCAAUGAACAUGGUCGAUGAACCAACUCAGACAGGCUACAAACUACAUGCCUGGCAGGUGCUUCAAGCCCAUGAACAGACAGGAACUGUGACUGUUAAUGUCACUCUCAGAUGUCCAGAGAUGUCAACAGCACUGGUGUCUCAGCAUGUGAAUCUGCAUUUGGUAGAAGAUGUGCAGUGGGCCAUCCGUUCUGUCACUCUGUUUAACCAUCCAAAUGUCACUGAAAAUCUGACCUUAAUCCAUGGCACAGGUCACUUUCAGGUCAAAUUAGAAGAUAGUAGAUUGGCCCACAUCACCCAUUUGGAGAACACCAAUAUAGUACAGGUGUCUCCACGUCAGCCAGGUUCCUCAACUCUCGUGGCUUAUGAUCUCUGUCUGUCCUCUGGUCCAGCUGUGGCCUCCAUCCUGGUCUCUGACAUCACAGAUUUUCAGAUUGACUUCACUGAUAUUAUCGAGGUCAGUCGUACCGUUACAGUGCGGGUGCGUGUCCUGGAUUCGAAGAACCAGCCAUUUCUCCAUCAUUUCCUGUCAUUUAUGAACCUUAAGCUUAUUCCAUCUUCAUCCAUCGUUUCUGUGAAGCAGGUGGGGCCGCUGGACAGGUACUCUGUAGGAUUUAAUGUGACAGGCCUAGAAGUGGGCGUGGUCAGUUUUCACCUCUCAGCAGUAGGUGGUGAUGGAGGUGUUAUAAGCUCUUCCCACAAAAAUAUACAAGUUUACCCACCAUUCAUUCUGCGGCCCCAUAAACUUUCUCUGGCAGUUGGAAGUGUGCAACAGGUGAAAUGGGAGGGAGGUCCUCAUCCACAGUCGAGUGUGGGGUUCUCGGUGAAUGACAGCUCUAUUGCUGUGGUGUCUGACACAGGACUGGUUAGGGGUAUGGCAAUGGGAAUGGCCAAACUCAGAGGAGUUCUUCAGUCUGUAACACAAGACACAGGAUCAAUCCUCACCAUUGCACAGGAUGAAGUAGAGGUGGAAGUAUUUAACAUGACAGGAGUGAGAAUACAAGCUCCUUUAGUGACUCUAUCUGUCGGAACAGAGAUGCCGGUUUACGUGAUGGGGAGUGACAAUCGUCAAAAUCCUUUUUCUCUUGGUAGUGUUGAGUCUGGCCUCAGUUUCUACUGGAGUCUGAGCAAACCGGACGUUUUGGAGAUCAGGGCAAGGCACACUGAAGUGGGUGUUAGUGUGUUGCCCUCUCACAGUUUCUCUGUACUGGUAAAGGCCAAAGCUCCAGGCAAAAGCAGCCUCAAAGUGCGUGUGCAGCUUGAACAGAUACACACCAGCAACACGUCACUCUCUGAUCAUCUUACUAAUGAGAUACAGAUACUGGUGUUUGAAGAGAUGCAGUUUGCAGCAGGAAGUCUCAGAUCCAUCCUUAUGUCCCCUCAGUCUCAAUACUCCCUGCAAAGCAAUAAAGACUCAAACUAUCCGGUCCAUUAUGCCCUCAGAGAAUGUGUCUCAGGGGCGGGGCUUGUUACCGUUGACGAGCAAGGGGUGGUGAGGGCGGGGCCUGAUACAGGAGCCGUCCUGUUGGAGGUUUUUACCACGGAUGCUCGUGGUAUCAACCAAACACAGUUGAUCAGUGUAAAGGUGUCAACAGUGUGGUUUGUUCGUGUUUUGGCUGUGUCAUCUCUGAAAAGUGAUGGUGAGAUAGCCCUACCGGCCUUUCCUCUGGGCUGGAGUAUCAAUAUCAUUGCUAUUUACUACAACCACCUGGGAGAACAGUUUCACUCUCAUAAUAUGCAAACAGCAGUUACCACAAACAGAGAUGACCUGGUGCAGCUGACGGCCGACAAAGACGGUCAGUCAUUUCUGGUGCAAACUGUGUCCCCGGGUCUAACUGUUUUGAAGGUACAGGGGCACCCAACCAACCCAUCUUUGAAUGAUUACAUACCUUUGUUAGUGCUGCCUACCAUCUCAGAGCCCCUCGGAUCUCUGCGGCCAGGAGAUGUCAUCUGUUUCAACUCUCCUAUUACAGACCUAAAUGGUAAGCGAGGCAGGUGGAAUGUGUCAUCAAGUCAAAUCCUUCAGAUGAACUCUGAGACUGGAGUGGCACUUGCAAAGAAUUCUGGGACAGCAGUGGUUUACUACAGGUUAAAAGAGGGGCAGCAAACCUUCCGACAGGUAACAGUUGAGCCUGCGACUGUUCCUCUUAUCAGAGUUCCAGAUGAUAGACUUCUUACUAACUGGCCUGAAGCUUCAGAAUUUAUAGUCUGGGUGGAUCUUAACACCUCUAAUGCCAACACAGCUCAAUGCACUCUGGACCAGUGGAAUGCUAUUGAGAAGAAUCUACAGCCUCAAGCAGAGCUGCAGUGUUUGCUUCAUUUCAGCGCCCCCUACCUACAUCUGAAAACAUUGCAGGCUAUAUUUCAUGCAUCACCCUUCUAUGAUAUAGACACUGCUCAGUACAGUUGCAGGAUUUCAGUGCAGCCGCAGUCAGACUCCAUCCUUCGUGUCCUGUCCACUCUGUCUUUCUCCAUCUAUCUGUCAGCCGGUCUUCAGACUCGGUCAUCCACCUCUGUUCAGUCUUCUGUUCUGCUCCCAUAUGUACCAGCAUUCUAUUGUCCUAUAACUGAGAUUAACCUUUCAUCCCAGCAACCUGUGGCUGAAAUCACUGUGUUUGGCACUGAAGACAUGCUUAGCACACUGCGGGCCCAUUCAGAUACCCCAGACAUUGUGAUAUCUGAGCCUGUUCGUUCAGAAGAGCCCAACUUCCUCCUCAUUUCAGUCUAUUCAGUGUCACAUCACCUGGAUCUGGGAACUUCUACUGCAAGCAUCACCCUGAACACAGAGCUCUCCACACAGACACAUAUAGUGAGGGUGACUAGACUUGUGGAUGGCAAGGAAUCAGGCCAGCUUGGAGCUUAUUUACACUCAGGGCAUUUGUUCAUUGUAACAUUUGUUCUGUUUGCUAUUCUUGCUGCCAGUGCUUCACUUUUUAUAGUGUACAAUACCAUGCUGUCUCGCAUGCAGACUCAGCCUACAGUCUACACAGCUUCUAUAAAUAAUGCAGAGGACAAAAGAAACUUCUUAGUGUGGCUGACACCAACAGUCCCAGCAGACAGAAACCUGCGAAGACGAUGGCUUUGGAGCGUUCGCUAAAACCUCCCU